This is a messenger RNA of Paramecium sonneborni, 1508 nucleotides long. NCBI's taxonomy places the organism in Eukaryota, Ciliophora, Oligohymenophorea, Peniculida, Parameciidae. The record is from the annotation of a GenBank genome assembly.
UAGAAUUUUAAAUAAUUUUCUAAGAAAAUGAGUUCAAAUAGACUUAGAGCAAUGAGAGAGAACUUUCAUUUAGAAUUGAGAAAAUAAACUUUAGAAUAGACUUUUAAAUUGAAGAGAUUAAUAACAAACUCAAUUAAACAUUAUCCGAUUGAAUAGUUAAUUGAUAUAGUAGAUAAGUUGAUGAGAUUUGAAGAAUUGAACGAUGAAGAAUAUUAAAUAAUGAUAUAAAUUUUAGAUGAUGUUUAAUAAACUGCUAUAAAUGAUCCAUCAUAAUUUUGUGAAUGGGCAGAACAUUUAAGAAUAAUAAGAACAUUGGUUGACUCUAUGUGUUUAGGUUCAAAUCCUAAAUAUUCUAUAAUUGCUACGAAAGCAGCUAAUUGUUUUAGAUAAGUCGUAAGUUAAAAAAAACCAAGAGUUUAUGUAAAUGAACAUUUUGAUUAAGUUUGUGAGAUCUAUAAAUCCUGGUUAGAUUCUGAUUCAAGUUUAUUGAGAGAAAAUGUAUUAAUUAAUGAAAAUUUUGUUAAUAGGGAUUAAGAGGUUUAAAUUAAUUAGUAGAAUUGCAGUCACCAAAAUACUCAAAAUAUGAUAUUGUUGAGAGUGUUUUAAAGUCACUUUAGAUUAAUAAGAAUAAUGAUAAAGCCCUUAAAAUAUUAUCUACAAUUACAAAAAAUGUAGAUGAUGAUAAUUAAGUAAUAGCGAUAUUGCGAAUAGCUUCUAAGUUGAUUGAAAAUCCAGACAAUAGAUGUAAAUGAUUUAUAUUAUUUAAUUAGUAAAGGAGAAGGGUUUAAUGAUUCUUGAUAAUGCUAGUAGAAAUAUUUAAAAUAUAUAAUUCAUAUUGACGAUGAGAGUCAUGCAAUCUGUUAUGAAUUUAAUUUAAAAUAAAGAUAAAAACAUUUCAAAACUAUCUUUAUCAAUUUUAUUGAAUUUAUCAUUCACAUCUGAAUUAGAUGAGUGUUAAAAGAUGUUAGAUUUAGGAAUUAUGGAUACACUUUAUAAAUUACUUAAAAAUACAUAAUUUACAUAUUAUAGAAUUUAUGGAAGUAUGAUAUUUAAUAAUUUGAUGGCUUCGACCCAUUUAAAUUUGGAUAAAAUUAUUUCGAAUAAAAAAAUACUGGAUGUAGUAUUUGAACUUUUAGAAUAUGAUAUUGUAGAUGUUAGAAGAGAACUAUUUUAAGCAUUUAAAAACUUUUUAGUCGUUUGUUCAAAAAAUUAAUUAUUAAUAAUGAUUGAUUCAGGUUUGUUAGAUUAUGAAAUUUCAGGAUUAUAUGACAUAGACAACACAAUUGUUUUAUUAUCUAUAGAAAGUAUUCAAUAUAUUUAUAUAUAUAGCAUUGCUUAUGAUAAUGCGAUAGUUUUAAUCAACACAUUUUGAGAGAAAAGUUCAUCUGUACUUUGAAAAGAAGAAUGUGCCUUUGAAACUUGAGAAUUUAAGCAAAGAUUCCAAUGUGGAAAGGAUAUGUUUUUUAGCAUAACAGUUUCUUUAAGAGUUAAAUAACUAUGAUUAAUGA